Messenger RNA from Cicer arietinum (chickpea), 1059 nucleotides. RefSeq names its product ubiquitin-conjugating enzyme E2 2. The record is from RefSeq and is a predicted model, not a curated record. Lineage: Eukaryota; Viridiplantae; Streptophyta; Magnoliopsida; Fabales; Fabaceae.
GGUGAUUAGACUAGAAGCGAAACCAAUGGCAGCACGCCUCUAAAUUCUAAAAUGGAUUACUUUUUCUCAGCAUAGCCGCCCUUGCUUCCGAUUCGAUCUCUCUAUCUCUCUCUCUCUCUAUCUCUCUAACACGCACACGCACACGCACAACACAACCCUUCAAUCCUUCGAUUCGAUCUUCUUUGCACUUCCCUUUCACUAACAAGGGUUUCGCGUUUUGUUGCCGACGAAGCUCACUGUGGUAGCGAUGUCGACUCCUGCUAGGAAGAGACUUAUGAGAGAUUUUAAGAGGCUGCAACAAGACCCACCUGCAGGAAUCAGUGGUGCACCUCAGGAUAACAACAUCAUGCUGUGGAAUGCUGUAAUAUUUGGUCCUGAUGAUACUCCUUGGGAUGGAGGCACGUUUAAGUUGACCCUUCAAUUUACUGAGGAUUAUCCAAACAAGCCGCCCACUGUACGAUUUGUCUCCCGAAUGUUUCACCCAAACAUUUAUGCAGAUGGAAGUAUUUGUCUGGAUAUAUUGCAAAACCAGUGGAGUCCUAUAUAUGAUGUAGCUGCUAUACUCACUUCUAUUCAGUCAUUGCUUUGUGAUCCCAACCCAAAUUCACCUGCAAACUCUGAAGCUGCUCGAAUGUUCAGUGAGAACAAGCGUGAGUACAAUCGAAGAGUGAGGGAAAUUGUGGAGCAAAGUUGGACAGCCGACUAAGCUCAUCUCGAUAUGCUCGCUGGCCUGUGAAGGCAUGAAUUAGAUUGCAUUGCUACCUAUGAUUCAUGCAAAGUCACCAAAAUCUGUCGUCCGUAUUCCUUGUUUUGAAUAUUAGCUUCAUAUUAUCUUUAUUUCAUGGUAGUUUAUGCAUCGUCCAUGUCAGUCCAUGUAAUAUAAAAUUAAAAUUCUGUCAACUUGCAUCGGAUUGUUGUCAACACGGUUCAAUGUAUAAGUUGUAGACUUGUAAUCAUCUGAAUUGGUCACGAUCACAAGGAUUUAUUAAACCAGGUUCAAUUAUGAUUACAUUGUAUAAUUUCCCCCAUUCAAUGUUCGAUUGACUUUUGCUACCAGUA